Molecule: messenger RNA, 2682 nt
Organism: Fibroporia radiculosa
Lineage: Eukaryota; Fungi; Basidiomycota; Agaricomycetes; Polyporales; Fibroporiaceae
Exons: 21
Coding region: 1-2682 (893 amino acids)
Cellular component (GO): catalytic step 2 spliceosome; intracellular anatomical structure
Molecular function (GO): ATP binding; RNA binding
Source: RefSeq, a predicted model, not a curated record
AUGUCUCUCCAAUUCUGGAAACCCGGCACAGUCGGGCCAGGCAGCUCUCUCGACCGCGCGACAGAAACUGAGGAAAAUGUUGUCCCAUCAGCACCUAUAUCGUCUUCACUAUCUAUCUCAGCAGCGCGGGAACGUCUUCCUAUAUUCAAACACAGAGAGAAACUUUUAUACUGUGUUGAGAAGUAUGGGGUUGUAAUUGUAGUGGGUCAAACUGGCUGUGGAAAGACGACUCAACUUCCUCAAUACCUACACGAGGCAGGCUGGUCCGCAGAUGGAAACAUAGUAGCGUGUACCCAGCCUAGACGUGUUGCAGCUACGUCGGUCGCCGGACGCGUCGCAUCAGAGGUCGGCUCAAUCCUAGGAGAUGAGGUCGGCUACACCAUCCGCUUUGAAGACGUUAGCGAUAAGGAACGCACCCGAAUACUCUAUAUGACGGAUGGAAUGCUCUUCCGCGAGACGUUGAUCGACCCGCUGCUUAGCCGCUAUAGCGUCAUUAUGAUAGAUGAAGCGCACGAACGGAGCAUCUAUACGGAUCUGAUGCUUGGUAUCCUGAAAAAGAUCCGCCGCAAGCGGCCGUCCCUGCGACUAAUCGUGUCUUCUGCAACGCUCGAUGCAACGUCAUUUCUGGACUACUUCACCGCAGGCAACUCGAGUGAUGAAGCCACUAUCGUUAGCUUGGAGGGACGUAUGUAUCCGGUCCAGUUGGCGUACCUGAAGGAGCCUGCACCAGAUUAUGUGCGCAAAGCCGCAGAAGUCGUAUGGAAUAUCCAUUUACAGCAAGGUAGCGGUGACAUCCUGGUCUUCCUCACAGGACGAGAUGAGAUAGAGCAAUGUCUGGAAGAUUUAUCAGAAAUGCUGCCGACCCUUCCACGCAAUGCAAUGCGUCUGAAGGUACUGGCAUUGCACGCAGGUCUCACCACUGACGAACAGCUCGCGGUUUUCGAACCAGCUGAGCGUGGUACUCGCAAAGUCAUCGUCUCUACUAACAUUGCCGAGGCUAGUGUUACUAUCGAUGGGAUUAAAUUCGUCAUCGAUUCUGGAUUUAUCCGCACCUAUAAUCCUUCUACCUCCCUAUCCUCCCUCGUUACCAUCCCCGUCUCCCAGGCAUCCUCCACACAGCGCGCCGGCCGUGCAGGACGUACUUCUUCUGGCAUCUGCUACCGGCUCUUCCCCGAAAGCGCAUACACGAGACUCCCUUUGACGACUCCGCCCGAGAUCACCCGCACGGAUCUCACCACGCCCAUUCUACAGCUCAAGUCGCUUGGGAUUGACGACCUCAUGAAGUUUGAGUGGGUCUCCGCGCCUCCGGCUGAGAGUGUUUUGCGCGCGCUCGAGGGGCUCUACGCUGCGGGGAUGAUAGGUGAGGAUGGGCGGCUGACCCCUACAGGUGAGAAGGUUGCCGAAUGUCCGGUGGAGGUAAAUAUUGCGCGGAUGCUGUUCAGUUCCAAGGAGCACCAGUGUGGCGAAGAAAUUUUGACAAUUGCAGCCAUGACGGCUAUCCAAGACGUGUUUGUCAUCCCGGAUGGUGCGGCUGGUGCGCUGGCUGAAUUGGAGCGCCGAAAGUUCACGGCAGAAGAAGGGGAUCACCUAACACUGCUGAAUGCUUACAAUGCGUUUACUCGCUACGGCAAGUCUUCCUCGUGGUGCAAAUCGCAUGCGCUGUCCUUCCGCGCCAUGUCUCGCGCUAUUUCCAUCAGGGCACAGUUGAAGAAAUACAUGCAACGGUUCAAUCUUCCUCUGGAAAGCUGCCAGGGGGAUGCGAAGAGGUUGCGAAAAUGCCUAGUCAGCGGAUACUGGCGAAAUGGCGCGCGGUGGGUGGCAGACGGAACCUAUCGAUCUGUACGAGGAGAUACAACGCUACACGUGCAUCCCAACUCGGUUCUCUUCACGAGGAAGCCGCGGUCAGGGUGGGUGAUUUUCCAUGAGAUGGAAGAGACUAAAAAGACUCAGAUACGAGUACUUACAGAGAUUGAAUCAGACUGGCUGUUGGAACACGGGCACAAGUACUAUGACAAGCGGACAGGUGCAUCCGUAUCUCAGGGCAAUCGGAGCGUCCUCGCGUCCUCGCGCUGGCCGUGGCCGCGCCUGCAGCAGCCACAUUCACCAUCCACCUCCCGCCUACUGCCAGCACCAAUGGGUGCGGGUCAAUCCACGCCCCAUGCCGACGAGAAGGUCUUCUCUUCAGAGAUCCCCAUCCAGUUCUCGCAAGAUGUCGUGAACCAGCUGUCCGACCACACGGCCUCGCCCGACCCGCCGCCAGAGCGGCAGUCGUCCAUCGACGCGCACGUCCGCUCGCGCAUCCAGGCGGAGCUCGCGCGGCUGCGUGAGGAAGAGGCACAGGUGAAGACGGAGAUCGAGCGUGCGCUCGAGAAGGAGAACCUCGACCGCGAGCGUGAGAUGGCCGGCGCGGCGAGUACGGAGGAGGGUGAAGAGGGCAUCGCUGGCAGCGUGAAGAGUAGUGCGGCGCUGAUGGGCGACCUGGAGGAGGUGAGGAAGAAGGUGGAGCGAUUCCAUUCGAGGCAUGAGCUGGAAGGCUACGCCGCGGUGCAAGCGAAGGGAGAGGCGGUCGUCUCGUGUUACAAAAACCAUGCAUCGACACCACUAGACUGCUGGCGAGAAGUCAGCGAAUUCAAGACAUCCGUUGCACAAGUAGAGCAGCAAUAUGUUCAUUCACUACGAUAG